AAAUAAUAAUCAUAAUUUCAGCAAUAGUUAACUUCUUUGUUUAUUUAAUAACAGGAUGAAUUCCACUGAAGUCAUACACGAUUACGACAAUGCUGAUACCAUAAGUAUUGAUACUUUGGCCUUAUAUGAAGACAUUGAAGAAGAAAGAAAUAAAGAGAUCUCUGAGCUUACUAGACUCAGUAAGAAAACAUGUUUUUUGCACACAAAGCUACUAUAUUAUCGCAAUGCAGAGUCGGAGCUUGGAGCAGCUUGUCACAACGCAUGGAGGACCAUCGUCAAGUCUGUCCAAGGAUCUCAAGACUGCUGGAGAGAGCUGGGACAUUAUUUGGGCAUAUCCCAAGAUGAUUUGAAUUAUAUCAAACAUUCCAUCAAGAAUGAUCCAACAGACAUUGUACUCAAAUUGUUCAUGCAAGAUGAAGAUGCAACAUUAGAUAAAAUAUUGGAUGUUUUAGUUAAAAUGAAAAGGUUUGACAUUCUGAAGAAAAUAGAAGACCCUGUCACUGAAAUGGUAGCUUAUUUCAACAAGGAUGAAGGUAAAUCAGACACUGGGUAUCACAGCAACAACAGUGCAAGUGAGAGGAAGAUCAUUACACUGAAAUCAUUGGUAAAUGAUUUACCACCAGCUCUUAAUAAAAGUAUUAACACAGAGAAAAAACCAAAUCAACCACAGCAGCUGCCCCCGAAAGUGUCUGAAACCAAGAACAUUGAAAGACUGAAAAAUGACAAACCUAUUCUAUUCUUGACUUUCACUGAGGAUGGCAUUGAGACUGCUAUGAAUAUUCAAGAUAAAGUCAAUGAUUGGUUUGAUAUGGAAGUACAAGUCAUCACGCUGGAGGACAGAAGAGAUGAUGUUAUACAAAACCCUGAAAAGUUCAUUAGAGAAUACUUUGAAAAGGCUGACUACAUAGUACCUUUGAUAACUACUGGAUACAUAGAUGAGAUCAAUGGCUACGGACCCGGUGCGCCCAGCACAUCUGACAACCUCGACUGCAAAUAUGUCAACUUCAUAUACAAUUUAAUAUCAAACCAGUACAUGCACAUCACUGGGUGUCUCAACAAGAAAGUCAGGAGUGUAUUGCCAGAAAAUGCUGAUGUGAAAGUUCUACGGAAUAUUUCUUUGUACCCUGCCUUGAUUCCUUGGACUCAUGAGAUGUCCUUUGAUGAACAAUUUAGAAUAUUUUUAAAGGAUUACUCAACAUAAUAUUAAAAACAAUAGUAUUGUGCCUAAUGAAAAUUAAAACUAAGGUGGCUAUUAGGUUAAUUU
Messenger RNA from Plutella xylostella (diamondback moth), 1264 nucleotides. RefSeq lists its product as uncharacterized. Lineage: Eukaryota; Metazoa; Arthropoda; Insecta; Lepidoptera; Plutellidae. The record is from RefSeq and is a predicted model, not a curated record. Gene Ontology annotation, molecular function: protein binding. Gene Ontology annotation, biological process: signal transduction.